AUGGCUGCUUCAGAUGGAGUAACUAACCGGAGACGGAGAGACUCAGAGAAUAGUCGUGGGCAGAUGUAUCAGGAGGUGGUGACGGUGAGAGAUCGACCGGAGAAGAAACAGCGAGAUCCGGAAUCGUUGAAUCGGAGUAAGAGGAGAAGAAGCGAGAGAUUCGCGCCGAGGAACGAGAGAGAUGUAGAAGACGAUAGCUCGGAUGAGAGUCUGGGAGAAGAUGAAGUUCAGCAUAAUUAUCACAGGAAGAGCUUCCCGUCAGGUCGUAUUCCCAGGCAUGCGGCGUCUUUGAAGGUCGCCGAUGAAAUGAUCGGUGUACCUGUCCCGAGAAAGGCUCGCUCAGCAUGUGUAAAGAGGUCGCAUGACUGCCGGACAUCGUCGGGAAGCGGUGGCGGAGGAUUCGGAGAAGACCGUCGAAGAACUCCAGCUUCGCCGGGGAGCUGCAGCUUUGAAGUUAUUUCACCGUCUUCUUCAACAGUUUCGGUCAAGCAGAGGAAGAAUGGAAAUGGAUCCAAAUCCCGGAUACCCAAGCCACCGAAAUCCUCCGGUACGAUUGAGGACGACUUGGAGAUUGAAAUAGCGGAGGUUCUAUCUGGGCUGAAGAAACAGCCUCAUAGCUCAAAGAGAGAAGACGAGUCGGAGAAUUCCCUUAAAUCAUCGGAGGUUAAAGGUGUGAAGAAGUCGAAACCGGAAGGCGAUGAUUCUUCCGCAGGUUUAGAGAUCGGCGGUUUAAUUACUUGUAAAGCGAGAAUCGAAACUGGGAACGUUGAUAAAACCACGAAUGGAACUAACAUAUCGCCAGUAAUCUCCGAUAUCCCCAAGUAUAUAGAGCGAAGGCAAGAAACACCGAGCACAUUGGAUGGUGUUCUGGAAAAACAAUGGCUAGAUUCACGGGAUUCGAAAGGGAUAUCAGACGGUCCACAGUUGGAAACCAAUGAAAAGGAGAGUAAUUGUAGUAGUAAGCUCCAGAUUGAUCUGAUGCAAGAUAGUUCUGUAAAGAACAAUGACAAGAUUUUCGUCAAGAAUGAGAUGGCUCUAGCAGAAGUGAAACAGAAGGUUGAAAAAGGCGAAUGGUUGAAUCUUGAUCUAGAGACACUGAGCCAAGGGACUGGCAGAGAUUCUAGCCUAAGGUUACAAAGUUUGGACUGGAGCCAACCUCAGCAGGCUAAAUCUGCUCAGCAGAGUUCAGUCUCACCUUUGCCGGUACCUAUAGGCUGCGUUGUCUUACCUCCUCAGGGAUAUGUACCCGUAAUCCAGAACGGAAAACCUGUGGAUGGGAGCAAUGGAUCUUCUACAUCAGUGCAGGGUGCUCCGUUUUCUGCCUCUCAGCCUAGGCCAAAGAGGUGUGCCACACAUUUUUUCAUUGCCCGGAACAUUCAGCUGCAUCAGCAGUUCGUCCAAACAAACAAUCUCUCUCAACCAAACAAAGGUCCUGUUUGUCUGAACGGUGGUGACUUGAGGCCAGCCGCUGGGAUCCCAUCCUUGCUAGGAAGCUCUCCUACUCUCACUUUAAACUCUGAGGCACAAGAUAGAAUCACGGCUAAUAUUUCUGCGUCUAAGGAUAAAACCUCUGAAAGUGGUCGUUCUGCUUCAACCAGACAGAAGAAACCUCAACCACCACCACCUGGACCUAGUAGCAUAAUGCCUGCUCAAGCUUUCAUCUACCCUACAAACCAUCAUUUGCAACCGGUACAUUCUAAAGCACCUCACCCUACGAAGAAUCAAGGUGUGGCUGUUAGUUCAGCAUCCAACAACUUUAACCAUCCAAGCUCAUUACCCAGCGAAGCUUCUUGUCCAUACUUUGCAGUUGUUCCUAACAAUGCUUAUACCUUUCAACUGUCAUCAACCAUCAGAGGUGGGAGUCCAGGCCAACAGUUGCCUUUCUUCAACGGGUCCUUUUAUUCGUCGCAGAUGUUUCAGCCUCCUCAGGUUCUGCAUAAACAGAGUGAAGGCCAGAGGGAGACAAAAGCAGCAAACUGUUCCUCGUCAUCCCACAGGCAACCGCAACUGCAGUUUAGUGUGAAUAGUCUUUCAAGCCAAGCUAAUGUUCAGAAACAUCGUCAACAUCCUCAAAAGUCUGGGGCUAAACCAGCUGGAGAUUACUCAGAUUCAAGGGGAAGCCUCACUCAGAAAGGAGGGCAAUAUGGCCAGAUCAUGACAGCUCCGAUUCAGCAGCCACAGAACUUUUCCAUGUCAUUUGCCUCUUUCGGCGGCGCUUCUGCCCCUGCAAAUUUGAAUUUCUCCUCCAAUGGCUACCAUAUCGUAUCUGGGUCUCCUCUUGUUCACCAGAAAAUCCCCCAAGCGAGUGACUCAAAAAUAGGAGGUGGGAGCUGUUCAAGCAAUGCGGAGGACCAGAGAAAGACUCUCCCCGGGAAGCCUCCAGCCAUGAUGAAUGGUCAGACGCUGGUUUUCGACAAUCCUCCGAGAACCCUCAAUUUUGUUUCUGGUACUUGGCCUCCACCUCCCGCAGCAACAUCCAUAAAUGGAGACCGUUCAGUGUUUACCAAUCAUCAUCUUACGCAGAGGCAAACGAUGACUCAUUCCCAGGCUGACUCUGUUCCUGCCACGUCAACCCAGUGGAACAACCCUGCGGCCCCGUCAUCACUCACGUCGUGCAAUUCCUUAAAUAUCAAGCAGUACCAGUCUCGACAUCAGAAAAGAACACACGGACAGACUCAGAUUUCUUUUGCAGCACCGUCAAAGUCGGGGACGUUUGAUGGCUCUUCUUCUUCAGCGUCACAUGGCAAAGCAGCAAAUCCUAAGGCCAGCAAUAAUACCAGAGCCUUGCCAUUAUCACCUGUUCCUUCUUCACAAGACCAGACAGAGAAUUCAGCUUCUGGCUCGACACAAAAAACAUCUCCAGUUUGUGGGAGGAACGUGCCACCGAUCAUAACUUCGCGUCCGGGUCACCUGUCUGAGCUAAAGUAG
Messenger RNA from Microthlaspi erraticum, 2928 nucleotides. The record is from the annotation of a GenBank genome assembly. Lineage: Eukaryota; Viridiplantae; Streptophyta; Magnoliopsida; Brassicales; Brassicaceae.